UUUUCGACGGCAUAACUACAUAUAUCACCGCACCCAAGCUGAUGUCAUAGGUGUUUACAGUGUUCUACUGGCAAUUGUGGUGGUGCUAGUGGGAUAUCUAUUACUGAAAUGGCGUCGUGCCCUUCACUACUGGCAGAAUUUGGAUAUUCCUUGCGAGGAACCCCACAUCCUGAUGGGCAGCCUGACGGGAGUGCAGACCAGUCGAUCAUUUAGUGCCAUCUGGAUGGAUUACUACAAUAAGUUUCGUGGUACUGGCCCCUUCGCAGGCUUCUACUGGUUCCAAAGACCCGGAAUACUCGUACUGGAUAUUUCGCUGGCAAAGCUCAUCCUGAUUAAGGAAUUCAAUAAGUUCACCGAUCGUGGUUUCUAUCACAACACGGAGGACGAUCCACUGUCUGGUCAGUUGUUUCUGCUAGAUGGCCAAAAGUGGAAGUCUAUGAGGAGCAAGCUAUCCUAUACGUUUACGUCGGGUAAAAUGAAGUAUAUGUUUCCCACCGUCGUAAAGGUGGGUCAUGAAUUCAUCGAAGUCUUUGGCCAAGCGAUGGAAAAGUCUCCCAUUGUCGAGGUUAGGGAUAUCCUGGCCAGAUUCACCACCGACGUAAUCGGCACGUGUGCCUUUGGCAUUGAGUGCAGUAGUCUUAAGGAUCCAGAGGCAGAGUUCAGGGUAAUGGGUCGUCGAGCCAUCUUCGAACAACGCCACGGACCGAUCGGGAUCGCGUUCAUCAAUAGCUUCCAAAAUCUGGCACGCAGACUGCACAUGAAAAUAACACUAGAAGAAGCCGAACACUUCUUCCUCCGGAUCGUCAGGGAAACAGUCGCAUUUAGGGAGAAGAACAACAUCCGUCGCAACGACUUUAUGGAUCAGCUCAUCGAUUUAAAGAACAGUCCACUGACAAAGUCCGAAUCUGGGGAAAGUGUUAACCUUACGAUCGAGGAAAUGGCCGCCCAGGCGUUCGUGUUUUUCGGAGCUGGCUUCGAAACCUCGUCGACCACCAUGGGAUUCGCACUGUAUGAACUGGCCCAGCAUCAGGACAUUCAGGACCGGGUGAGGAAGGAGUGUCAGGAGGUUAUUGGAAAGUACAACGGAGAGAUAACUUACGAAAGUAUGAAGGACAUGGUCUAUCUAGAUCAGGUUAUAUCGGAAACCCUUCGCUUGUACACCGUUCUCCCGGUCUUGAAUCGCGAAUGCCUGGAGGACUAUGAGGUUCCUGGACAUCCCAAAUACGUCAUCAAAAAGGGAAUGCCCGUUUUGAUUCCGUGUGGAGCCAUGCACCGCGAUGAGAAACUGUAUGCCAAUCCAAACACCUUUAACCCAGACAACUUCUCGCCCGAACGAGUGAAGGAACGCGACUCCGUGGAGUGGCUUCCAUUCGGCGAUGGUCCCAGGAACUGCAUCGGAAUGCGGUUUGGUCAAAUGCAGGCCAGAAGUGGAUUGGCUUUACUAAUCAAUAGGUUCAAGUUCUCCGUUUGCGAACAAACAACAAUACCAAUUGUAUACAGCAAAAAAACAUUCUUAAUAUCAAGCGAGACUGGCAUCUUCUUAAAAGUUGAACGCGUUUAAAAAUUUCAAUAUUUAAUCUAUUAGUCCCUAUUUUAUAUGGAAUUCCAGAAACAAUGUUGCUCUAUAUCUAUAAGAAUGUUAAGCUUAUUAGUGUCUAAUCGCAGUAGCAUGCUUGUGGAUAACUAACUACUGUAAGUUGGCUUUCAUUUUAUGGUUUUAAAAAAUUGUUUUUUUAUUUUCUGGGUGAUAUAUUGCCUUUUAAAGGCUUCUUAUUAUUGCAUAAUUAUUACAAGACUCUUUUGCAGAAAAAAUACUUUCGGCAUUUCUUGGCAGAAGCAAUCUAUGAACAUAACAUUUUUAAGAAGUUAAGAUAUUUUAAAAUCAUUACAAAAACAUUUUAAAAAUCACGUACUCAAAGUAACUAACAACGAAAUUAAAUAAAUAUAUAACACUUUAGUCUCUC
Messenger RNA from Drosophila melanogaster (fruit fly), 1964 nucleotides. RefSeq names its product cytochrome P450 6a9 (gene Cyp6a9). Gene Ontology annotation, cellular component: endoplasmic reticulum membrane. The transcript has 2 exons. Gene Ontology annotation, molecular function: monooxygenase activity; heme binding; iron ion binding. NCBI's taxonomy places the organism in Eukaryota, Metazoa, Arthropoda, Insecta, Diptera, Drosophilidae. The annotation marks the transcript as partial. The record is from RefSeq and is marked reviewed.